Lodderomyces jiufengensis is the source of this 2850-nucleotide messenger RNA. Its product is annotated as ubiquitin-ubiquitin ligase. The record is from RefSeq and is a predicted model, not a curated record. Gene Ontology annotation, molecular function: ubiquitin protein ligase activity. Lineage: Eukaryota; Fungi; Ascomycota; Pichiomycetes; Serinales; Debaryomycetaceae. The transcript has a single exon. Bases 1 to 2850 code for a protein of 949 amino acids. Gene Ontology annotation, biological process: protein polyubiquitination; ubiquitin-dependent protein catabolic process.
AUGCUAAACUUCUCUGGUCAAACUAAGAAGAGAUCAGUCAAUUUAGGUAACAACAAAAGUACAGGUUUUGGUAAUAGAAAUUUUUUAGAACAAUCUAGAUUACAAAGAAAUGAAAGGCAAGAAAUUAGAAAUCGUGAAAAAUCAGCAGUAAUACUACAACGCAAUAUUACAAAUUAUUUGAGAAUUUCAAAAGAUAUUAAAGAUCUACUUCGGCAAUGGAAUGAAUUUGAAAUCAAUGAAUCUAAUGAAUGGGGACAAUUUAUCUUAGAUUCUAUAAGUUUAUCUAGAUGGUUUGCAACUCGAAAUCUGGAGAUUGAAAAUUCAAUUUUAGUCAAUUUAAAUAGUCAACUAGAGGAUAUAUCUAAACCAGAAAUAUCGUUAUCUGCUAUUAAUAUUUUAGGGAAUUAUUUAACGCCAUUAAUAAAAAAUAACAGAGUAAGUUAUCACAAUAAAUAUCUAAUAUUUCAAGUUUUACGUUUUUUAUACCAAAAAUAUCAAUUUACUACAUCUCAACUACUAUCAAAUCUCAACUCCUUGCUAGAAGAAUCCGAAUUGAAUGCCACGUCUUCAGAGUCAACCCAAAUCUUAAACUUCAUAUACACAAUUAAUGACAAUGGAGGGGAUCCAGAUUAUUUCAUACCAUUUAUACAAGUACUUUACAAUUAUCGUUAUAUUCAACCAAAUCCCUUAUACUUAACAAUACUAAGAAACGUUUUUGAUCCUCGAGCAAUUGACUGCCUUCAAACUUUUAAAGACAAUAGUCCAAGAGAUUUCUUUAACAAAAUUUUACUAAAUUUUUUGACUAUACAUGGAAAUGAAAUGUUUAUCGAUGAGGACUAUCAUCUUUUGCUGAUCUUGUUAAUUUAUAACAAUUCAAAAAUUGUGGAUUCAUCUCAGGAUAUCGAGGUCUCCAAAUCAAAGGAGGUGUUUGAGGCCACUACGGCAGAAUUAAAUACAUUGGAUAAAUUAUAUACUUCAAAUUUUUUACAAACUGUAAUACAGCAAUUAGAGGAAAAUAAUUUAACAUCAUUUAUAAUUUUAUUCAAAAUCAGCUAUCUAAGGCCUUCCUUAAAACACCAAGUUUACUUACAAUUAUGUGUCAAUCCUCGAAAUAUAUCACUUUUGUAUGAUAAUUUUGCAAAUGAAAUCAUUUUCAAGGUUAUUUUACAAUAUGAGGAUGAAAUUCCUAAAACCAUAGCUUAUACUUUAUUUGACCAACCAAUGUUUUGGGAUGAAUGCUUGUUUUUUGAGGAAGUUUAUUCAUACUGGCUAAUAAUAUCGAACGAUGGAGAAUUUUUCGAAGAAUCAGGACUUAGUGCAACAAAUAUAUUAGAUUUGUGUAAAUUUUUAAAAUCAGUUUGCUUGAAUAUAGUAGAUAUCGAAAAUGGACUUACGAAAGAAUUGCAAGAGCAAUCAAACAAGUUGAUUGAUCAAUUAUAUUUGAAAAAUCUUAGACUAAAGUUUUUACCUACAAAUUUUUGGUUAACUGAACUGUUUAAUUAUAACAUUCCGAAAUUGAUAGAAUACUUAGUUGAUGAUUACGAGAAUAUUGCAGAUAGUGAUGACGAGGAUUUAAAUGACCAAGCUGCAUCUAAAAAACCACUUAUAUACUCCAAAGUGAUCAAAAUUUUAUUCAAUACACCAUAUUUCAUCCCAUUUAAUGAAAGAGUAAUGAUCUUUCAAGGGUUAGUAGAGAAAGACAAAGAUAAAAUAACACCAAAUUUAUUUUUCCAAGAAGAAUCAAGAUUAGGAGCCGAAAUAAGAAGACAAAAUUUAUUAGAAGAUGCAUUUGAAUCAUUUGGUAAAGCUGGCGAACAAUUUAAACAUAAAAUCCAAGUUGAAUUUUUCAAUGAAUAUGGACCUGAAGCUGGAAUUGAUGGCGGAGGAAUUACAAAAGAAUUUUUAACUGGUGUUUUGUUAGAUGGGAUUAACCCUGACAAUGGAUUAUUUCAAACUACAACUGAUAAUCAAGUAUACCCGAAUGAAGAUAUUUAUUAUAAACUAAGAUUACAAAAAGAUAUGGCAAUUCAACAAAAGAAAUUAGAAUAUUUAAGAUUUUUAGGAAUGUGUGUUGGUAAAUGUUUAUUUGAAAAUGUUUUAGUUGAUGUUUCAUUUGCACCAUUUUUUAUUAGCAAGUCAUGUAUGGAUUUAUUUAAAAAUUCGAUUAACGAUUUAAAUUAUUUGGACCCAGAUUUAUUUAGAAAUUUGACAAAACUUUCUAAAAUGUCAAAUGUUGAAUUAGAAAAUCUAGAUUUAAGUUUUAGUGUUGACAUUAAAGUUGAUCACAAAACACAUAAUUUUGAAUUAAUACCAAAUGGUUCUAAAACUAAAGUAAACAAAGCAAAUGUUCAAUAUUAUUUACAUAAAUUAGCAGACUUUAAAUUAAAUCAAUCAUUAAUGCCACAAACCAAAUAUUUCUUAGAAGGUUUAUUUGUAAUGAUACCUAAAAAAUGGUUGAAAAUGUUUGAUUCUUUUGAAUUACAGAUGUUAAUAUCAGGUGGAGAAAAAGCAAUAAAUUUAUCAGAUUGGAAAUUAAAUGUUGAAUAUGGAGGUUAUUUAGAAAAUGAUUUAAGUAUAAAAUUAUUUUGGGAAAUUAUUCAAGAAUUAAAUAUUGAAGAAAAAUCAAAACUUAUUAAAUUUGUUACUUCAGUAAGUAGAGCUCCAUUAUUAGGUUUUAGUACAUUAAAUCCAAAAUUUGGUAUUCGAAAUUCAGGUAGAGAUAAAGAUAGAUUACCAACAGCUUCUACUUGUGUAAAUUUAUUAAAAUUACCUGAUUAUCAAGAUAAAAAAAUUAUGAAAGAAAAAUUAUUAUAUGCUAUAAAUACUGAAGCUGGUUUUGAUUUAUCAUGA